Molecule: messenger RNA, 1653 nt
Organism: Arabis nemorensis
Lineage: Eukaryota; Viridiplantae; Streptophyta; Magnoliopsida; Brassicales; Brassicaceae
Source: the annotation of a GenBank genome assembly
AUGAAGAGACAAAAGGUAAUCGAGUUAGAUUGUGUGGAUUCGAAGAAGCUCGACAUAGAUUGGGAAAAUGUUUUGGCCGAAGAAGAUGUGCCGGAACUGGAAAUCAUCGGCAGUAACAAAACUCCGGUUACUUGUUCCGGCGAAGAUUCCGCUCCCCCCGUGCAAUCCCUCGACGAUAACCAAAUCGACGACGAGCUGAAUCGUCGAAGAUCGAUUCUUUCUGCUUUGAGUGACAGGUUACCAGACAACGGCGAGAAAAUCCGGACCAGAAUCGGAAACCUCGAGUACGAGAAGCAGCGAAGGUUGCUCCGCCGGACAAAAAUGGAUCCGGACAAAUGUCAGAUUCUCUCGCAUUCGAAAAGCUCAGAUGUGUUUAGGCAAGCGGAAACAGCAUCAAAAGAAACCUCUAGACAAUGGAAUAUAGGAUCGAAAAUUCUGUCUCGGUCUCGGUCGACAUUUGGUGCUCAAUUUAGUGAGAAUCCAAAAAUGGAUGCUCAACCAGUGAACCUGUUUGAUGAAGAACUACAAGAUUUGGGAAGUGGAAGCUGGAAAGGCAAGGCUGGUAGAGAGACAAAAACAAAUCAAAGCAAUGGGUGGCGGUCGAUGCCAAGUUUACGCAAGUCUCAGGGAGUGGAGUUUGAAAGCAUCGCCAUCGCAGAGUUUAAGCUUCAAGAAGAUGAUAAAUUGAUUAAUUUGGAUGAAGAUGAACCUCAUUCUCCAAUGGCAGUAGAGGAAGCAUUUGAACUUCCUGAAGGGUUGCCGGAAGAUAUUUGCUAUCCGUCGAGGGAUGACCCAGACCUUGUUCAAUUGUCUCUUAAGGAUCUUAAAUGCCUUUCACCUCGAGAAUAUCUUACGUCACCAGUUAUAAAUUUCUACAUCAGGUUCUUGCAGCACCAGGUGUUUUCGGAAAAUCAGACAGCUGCUAAUUCUCAUUUCUUCAAUACAUUCUUCUACAAGAAGCUCAUAGAAGCUGUUUCUUACAAGAAAAUUCGAGGUCCUAUAGAUGUUUUAAGUUUCAUUCCUUUCUUACAGAAGGUUGAAGCUAAGCAUAUCAUGUGCAAUUAUAACAAGAAUCGAGAGAAACUGCUUAUGAGUUAUGACCGCUUCUUUGAAUCUUAUGAUUCACUUAUUAUAACAAGCGGUGGUGGAAGGGUUUUGAUCUAUUCCGUAAAUCAUAUAUUUUUAUACCGAUACAUGAAGAGUAAUCUCCACUGGAGCUUAGUAAUAAUAUGCAUCCCAGAUAGGGAUGACGAAUCGGGACUGACUGUAAUUCACUUGGAUUCAUUGGGAUAUCACCCAAGAGAAAUAAUUUUCGACAAUGUCAAAAGGUUUCUGAGAGAGGAAUGGAACUAUGUGAAUCAAGAUGCUCUUUCAUUGGAUUUACCAAUCUCAGGAGAAAUAUGGAGAGACUUUCCCAAUAGGAUCAUCGAAGCUGAAGUGCAGGUUCCGCAACAGAAGAAUGAUUGCGACUGUGGACUGUUUGUGCUCUUCUUCAUAAAACGGUUCAUCGAAGAGGCUCCUGAAAGGCUGAAAUUGGAGGAUUUGGGAAUGAUUCACAAGAAGUGGUUUAAACCCGAUGAAGCCUCCGCUUUGAGGUUCAAAAUCUGGAACAAACUCAUUGAUCUAUUUCGCAACAGUAACCAAACAGAUUAA